AUGGGUAAACUCAAGAAGAAAUACGAGGAAGGAGCUUCCAAGGACUACAUUACUCGAUCAAGAGCUAUUAAAAAACUCCAAAUCUCUAUUGCAGAUUUCCGCAGACUCUGUAUUUUCAAAGGUAUCUACCCAAGAGACCCUCCUAACCGCAAAAAGGCAAACAAGGGCAAAACAACUCCCAAUAUCUUCUAUUACACAAAAGACAUUCAGUACCUGCUCCAUGAGCCUAUCAUAAACAAGUUCCGUGCAGAUAAGAUCUUUGCCCGCAAACUCUCCCGUGCUCUUGUCCGCGGAGAAGUUGAUGAUGCUAAACGUCUCGAUUCUCACAGACCCAGAUACCGCCUAGACACUAUUGUCAAGGAACGCUAUCCUGCCUUUGUUGAUGCUCUACGUGACAUUGAUGACCCCCUCUCCAUGCUUUUCCUUUUUGCCAUCAUGCCUGCUUCUGAUGAUGUUUCUUUCCGUGUCACUCAAACCGCAAACAGACUGUGUCACGAGUGGAUGGCCUACGUUGCCCGUGAGCGUUUGCUCCGUAAGGUCUUUGUCUCCAUCAAGGGUGUUUAUUACCAGGCUGUGGUCAAAGGUCAGGAAAUCCUUUGGCUUGUCCCCUUUGAUUUCCCUCAAAAUGUCCCCUCAGACAUUGAUUUCAAAGUAAUGCUUUCUUUCCUGGAGUUCUACACUACACUUGUCCAGUUUGUUCUCUAUAGACUUUACUCCGAGGCUGGUCUUGUCUAUCCUCCUAAGGUUGACGAGCAAAAGAUUAAGGGUGUUGGUGGUCUUUCUGCAUUUAUCCUGCAGUCUCGUGAAGAAGAUGGUGCCAAGUCUAUCCGAUCUCUUUCUGCAGUAACUCAAGAAGAUGCUGAAAAUAAGGAAGAAGAGGAUGUGGAGGAAGAAAAAGAAGAAGAGGAAGAAGAAGAAGAAGAAGAAAAGGAAGAAGAAAAAACUACCACUCUUUCUAAAGAACAAAUUGCUCAAAUUGCAAAGGAAGAUGCUGAAAAAGAUGAUGAUGUUUUGGCUGAUGCCAAACUCACUGCUGAUUCAGAUGAUGAGGAAGACCAAGAUGACGUUAACACAGUCAAACUUGAUACUUUCACUACUUCUGGGUCUGCUGAAUCUCAAGGUGAUGUUCUACAUCAACCUUCUGCAGAAUCUGCUGCUGCUGCAACUGCCUCGGCAAACCUUUUCUCCGGACUAGUCUUUUUUGUGGGCCGUGAGGUGCCUGCCAAGAUCACUGAGUUUGUUAUUGUGUCGUGUGGUGGCCAGGUAAUUUUGGAAAGUUCGCUUGACGAGGCUCUUGCCAAUGAACGUGAAGGUGGUUCCUCAACUAAUAACAUUCCUAAACCUGAUUUGUCUAAGGUUACACACCAAAUUUGUGAUAGACCAAGUGUCCCAUCGCGUGUUCCAGGCCGUGUUUAUGUCCAACCCCAAUGGGUCUUUGAUUCAGUUAACAAGGGUACUCGUCUUCCACCUGCAGACUAUGCACCUGGUGAGAAACUGCCACCUCAUUUGUCACCAUGGGGAGACCGUCAAGGAUACGAUCCUGAGGCUGAAUUGUCAGAGAAUGAAGACGAAGAGUCUGAGGAUGAGGAGGAAGAAAAAGAAGAAGAUGAAGAGGAAGAUGAGGAUGAAGAAGAAGAGGAAGAGGAAGAGGAAGAGGAAGAGGAGAAAGAAGAACAAACCAGUUUAAAGAAGGAGGCCAAGGGAGUUUCAUAUUCUGAAGAUAAGAAGAAGAGUAACGGCAAAGCUGCCAAUAAGGCUGCUAAAGCAGUUGCUAUCAAGAAGCGCACAAAGGCUGAACAAGAAAAGGAGGAAGAGACUAAGCUUAAGAUUGGCAUGAUGUCAAAUCGUCAAAAGAAAAAGUAUGAUGAGUUACAGGGAGAUGUUGACAAGAAGACAGCUAAAGCUGAGCAGUUAAAGAAGAAGAAGAGAAAGAUUGAGGCCCAACUUAAAAAGAAUGGCAAGAAAUAA
Molecule: messenger RNA, 1968 nt
Organism: Magnusiomyces paraingens
Lineage: Eukaryota; Fungi; Ascomycota; Dipodascomycetes; Dipodascales; Dipodascaceae
Exons: 1
Coding region: 1-1968 (655 amino acids)
Biological process (GO): ribosome biogenesis; maturation of LSU-rRNA from tricistronic rRNA transcript (SSU-rRNA, 5.8S rRNA, LSU-rRNA)
Cellular component (GO): PeBoW complex; nucleolus
Molecular function (GO): RNA binding
Source: RefSeq, a predicted model, not a curated record